Athene cunicularia (burrowing owl) is the source of this 2547-nucleotide messenger RNA. Its product is annotated as ubiquinol-cytochrome-c reductase complex assembly factor 1. Gene Ontology annotation, cellular component: mitochondrion. The transcript has 9 exons. Lineage: Eukaryota; Metazoa; Chordata; Aves; Strigiformes; Strigidae. The coding region runs from base 595 to 1395 and encodes 266 amino acids. The record is from RefSeq and is a predicted model, not a curated record. Gene Ontology annotation, biological process: mitochondrial respiratory chain complex III assembly.
AUAUUGCAGAAAAUGAAAAGUGCAGAGAAAACCCUACCUCUUUUCCAUAUUACCUGACAUUUUCAUUACAGAAAAUAUCUUCACUGAAAUUUAUGGGGACAAUAUAAGCUCUUGAAAUACUAAAAUUCUUAGCUGUGCCUAAGUAAGACAAAGAUGCAUAAAAGCUGAGGGAGUUGGAUGAGGGCUUUUUAGGGAUUACUCAGUAAAAUGAAGAGUGCUUCUUAAGGAUUUGAAUUUAUUGUAUAGAUCUAAAAAAUGUGUGGGUUUAUGAUGUAGACAGCCCACCAUUUCCUUUGACUGAUCUGUUUCUGCCAUCAAACUUGGGUUGCAUGCUUCUACUGGAAGGCAAGAUCGUUUUUAAAUCAAAAUUUAUACUUCUGUCAAGUGCAAGUCGGGGCUUUAAUCUGAGGAUUGCUAUAUAAAUUAAUAAAACCUGUGGAAGCAGGAGGAAAGUUAAACUGUUUCUGAGUAUUAGGGUGCUUUUCUUCAUUGCUAGUCUCUCUGUUCCAGAGCUGCCAGACUGGAGUAUCUCAAUGGAUAACAGCAUGCAGUCGAUUAUUACAGACAACUCCAGUCCAAGGCCAGUGUAGACGGAUGCUCUAUGGUAUUUUCCAGAGACGCAAGACUGGCCAGUUCCGACUAUCUAAAUCCUGUGGUGGAUUGAUUCAAGCCAAUGGAGCCAUUACACAGCAAAACAGAUCGUUUUACAAUACAAAUCAGCAUCUUUCUGGAAAAGAUUCCGUGCAGUCAUCUGAAGAGAAAGUGGGUGCUUUCACAAGGAUAAUAGAAGCAAUGGGUUUCACAGGACCACUGAAGUAUAGCAGAUGGAAAAUUAAGGUAGCAGCUUUGCGCAUGUACACAUGCUGCGUGGAGAAAACUGACUAUGAGGAAUUUUUUAACAGGUGCCAAAUGCCUGAUACUUUGAAUUCAUGGUUUCUAGUAGCCCAGCUUCAUGUCUGGAUGUGUCUGCUACGAAUGAAGCAGGAGGGUCGCACAGGGAAAUACAUGUGUCGCUAUAUAGUUCACUGCAUGUGGGAGGACGUUGAACAGCGUGGUAAGGUGAUGGGGAUUAAUUCUGUUGUUCUAAAGGAAGAUUUAAGAACUAUGGUAGAAAAUUUCUAUGCAGCUCUAUUUGGAUAUGAUGAGGGAAUCUUGUCUGAUGAUCAUGUUCUGGCAGCAGCUCUUUGGAGAAACCUUUUUAACAAGAACUGUGAGGACCCUCGGCAUUUGGAGUUACUUGUAGAGUAUGUACGCAAACAGGUACAGCACCUGGAUGCGCUGAGCGGGGAGGACCUACUGCUGACGGGUGAGGUGAGCUGGCGGCCGCUCGUGGAGAGCAACGCCCGCAGCAUCCUCAAGCCCCUUUCCCCUGUUUACAAUGACGAAGGACUCUGAGAGUGCCAGUGCCUGACAUUUCUAUCAAUUUGUCAGAUCAGCUUGGGAAGCAAGCCUGAAAUUGAACUGGGGUGAGGCUGUGAGGUCAGGAAGGAAACUGCUGUUGAAAAGAAAAUAUUUAAUUAGGUAUGCUAUCUGUGGUGCCUCAGUAGCAAACUGGACAGCCAUACUCUUCUGAAUGUUUACUCACGAAUAAAUGUUAGUUGGUUUGAGAACCUCUGUCCUUUUUAUGGCACUGAGUGAUCCCUGCUGACAAAUUGAAAGACCUGCCUUCUGUCUUUAGAAAAGCAGAUAUUUUACCAUGACUUAGAGUUAUCUCAAGAAGACAUUUCUGUCCUUUGCCUUGUUUGGAGAGCUGCUACAUAGAGACACAACGGUGUUCCUUGCUCACUGAAUGGUUAUGAAUGCAAAUCUGAGCUUUGCGUAUUAGAUGUUAAUGUAUUUUAAAAGCCUGAUACCAAGAUGGAAUGGUCCAUUUUUGCUUUAGUGGAGUUAAGAAUUGCUUUAACAGAUUCUGAAGGGUUUUCUGUGAAAAUCCGUUUUAGGAGCUCUCUGCUCUGUUGCACAAGGAUAGGAGGAUGCAAAGAAUAAUGUGCAGUCCCCAGUAAUUCUCUAUGACUCUAAUGAGAAUAAACUCAAAAAUGUGUCUGACUGUCACUAAAAGCUGCCUCAGAGUACUUGGUAUUUCAGCCUGCCUUGCUGAUAUUUCCAUAUUCUUUUUAGAGUUGUGGUCUAAGAAUUUAUUUAUGAAAGGAACAUCUCUGUUUCUAUCCAUGGCUCUUAGUGGGACAGGACUAUGCUGUCCUCCACCCCCCAAAGCAGUGGUCCAGGGCUUUUUAACAAGACCUAUCAACCCCAGUGAAAACUUUAUAUGGCUGUGCAGGCAAAUUACGCCAACAUAGUAAUUACAGGAGCAAGAGCUCCACUGAUUAAAUAAGCAGAGGCUGAGGUGUACUGUGUAGGUGGAUGGUUCAUCAGGCUAUUUCCGAGUCAGUGACAAAAACAGUUUUCAUUUUUCUCCUGUCUAAAAUCCUAGUCAAUAAUAAAUGUCAGUCUGGGUAAAAUUGAUGUGUAUGUGUUUUCUGUGCCAUGUGCGCUUUUGAUAAGAAUAAGCCCUAUAAUAUCAGGAUUUAUUCCUAAUAAAACUAUUAA